This is a messenger RNA of Hydatigera taeniaeformis, 555 nucleotides long. The record is from the annotation of a GenBank genome assembly. NCBI's taxonomy places the organism in Eukaryota, Metazoa, Platyhelminthes, Cestoda, Cyclophyllidea, Taeniidae.
AUGAAAAUCAAUGUCGAUGGUCUGUUGGUAUAUUUUCCCUACGAGUACAUAUAUCCAGAGCAGUAUCACUACAUGCUUGAACUGAAGGCAACACUUGACGCCAAGGGUCAUGGUGUUCUAGAAAUGCCUUCAGGAACUGGAAAAACGGUUUCGAUUCUGUCACUUAUUGUUGCGUAUAUGAAGGCUCACCCUGGGGCCGUGGAGAAAUUCAUAUAUUGUUCGCGUACUGUGCCCGAGCUUGAAAAAGUCAUGGAAGAAAUCCAAGUUCUUGACAAAUACUAUGCCAAGGAAACCGGAGCCUCAGGUUGUGGCCUCUUGGCUGUUGCACUCAGUGCUCGCAAGAACCUCUGCAUUGAACCUUCAGUCCGAAAAUCAGGUGAUGGUGCCACCGUUGACUCUACAUGUCGCAAACUCACAGCUAGUUUUGUGCGCCGUCGGCGUCAGGACGAUCCCUCCAUCCCUGGUUGCUCAUUUUAUGAAACUUUUGAUUUAAGCGGUCGGGAGGAGGUUCUUCCUGUUGGUAUUUACAACCUUGUAAGUGGCAGCAUCAAUUAA